AUGGAGCUGCUCCGCGGGCCCCCCCACCUGCCGCCGCCGCCCCUGCCCUCCUUCGCCUCCUUCGGCCACCGCCGCCACGCCGCCCCCCCGAGCUGGAGCUGCUGCAGCCUGGAAGCCACGCUGGCCCCCUGCCUUCCCCCGCUGCCUGCCGGAGCCCUCGCCCUUGCUGCCGGAGCCCCUGGACGCCGAGGACGAGGAGGACGAGGACCUGCGCACCGUGCUGGACUUGGUGCUGGCCAUGGGGGGCGGCCAGGGCCCCCUGCCCUUCGCGCACGACCCCCGCCGCCCAAAGGGCCCCCGCCGCCGGACUACUACCCGCCGCCCAUGGCGGAGCCCCUCCUGGAAGCCGGCGACCCCUUCCAGCCUUCGUCCUACCUGGAGCCCCCCUACGGCCUGGCCCCCGCCGGCACGCUGCAGGGCCGCUUCUGGGUGGCCCCGGCCUUGGCCGCAGAGCGCCUCUUGGAGGCCGCCGAGCCCGAGCGCGACGCCUACCGGCCGAUCAAACAGGAGGGCAGCCCCGCCGGCGGGGAGACCCCUCCGCUCAGUCCGGAGAACCUGCUGGCUGCCUCCCAUGCCUACCCGGCGCCCUUCCGCGGGGGCCCCCUGCUGCUCACCCCGCCCGCCUCGCCGCUGCUGGAGCCCAAGCCCAAGAGGGGCCGCCGGGCCUGGCCCCGCAAGCGCACCGCCGCCCACACCUGUACCUACGCCGGCUGCGCCAAGACCUACACCAAGAGCUCCCACCUGAAGGCGCAUCUGCGCACCCACACUGGUGAGAAGCCCUACCACUGCAACUGGGACGGAUGCGGCUGGAAAUUUGCUCGCUCGGAUGAACUGACGCGGCAUUACCGCAAGCACACGGGGCACCGUCCCUUCCAGUGCCACUUGUGUGACCGCGCUUUCUCCCGCUCCGACCAUCUGGCUCUACACAUGAAGAGGCACAUGUGACCGGGAUGCACCAAAAGGACUCGCCCAGACUUUCGGGCAGCAAAGAACUGGGGCUCUCUUUGGCGGAGCGCCGGGGCGGAGCCCGUUCUCCCAGACGAAGCUUCCUGACGAGGCCACCGGGCCCUGCAGAAGUGGCUCACGGCUGCCCAGGUGGAAGAGACUGUCGCUGACAAUGGUGGCCCAGGCCGGAGGCUGGACGUUCCACGACCGAGGCUCGCCGGUUUGCCCUCACCUACACUAGAAACACAGGCCUUGAGGUCUUGUCAAAAGAAACUUACAAAUAAUAUAAAUAUUGUAAAUAUUUUUAUACAGAUGUACUGGACUAUGCACACAAUAGACAAAUGGGCAUUUUGCCUGCUUUUUAAAAAAUUAUUUUAAAAUACUUUUAAUGUUACAGAGUUUUGUAAAAUAAAAGCAAUUCUGAGCGGA
This is a messenger RNA of Heteronotia binoei (common prickly gecko), 1374 nucleotides long. It is a transcript of the gene KLF2, whose product is annotated as KLF transcription factor 2. The record is from RefSeq and is a predicted model, not a curated record. Gene Ontology annotation, biological process: regulation of transcription by RNA polymerase II. The coding region runs from base 1 to 945 and encodes 314 amino acids. Lineage: Eukaryota; Metazoa; Chordata; Lepidosauria; Squamata; Gekkonidae. The transcript is spliced from 3 exons. Gene Ontology annotation, molecular function: RNA polymerase II cis-regulatory region sequence-specific DNA binding; DNA-binding transcription factor activity, RNA polymerase II-specific.